Messenger RNA from Sungouiella intermedia, 999 nucleotides. The record is from the annotation of a GenBank genome assembly. NCBI's taxonomy places the organism in Eukaryota, Fungi, Ascomycota, Pichiomycetes, Serinales, Metschnikowiaceae.
AUGGCUAAAUUAUCGAUAGGCUCACAGCACUAUAAUGCCAAAAGCAGACGUUCCAGCAUGAUAAACAGUACAAGCUCACAAGGCACCCAAAAUAGCGUGGUGAACUCAUCACAGACUGUGCCGCUGGAGCCCGAGUCCAAGCAAUCCAGAGAUAUCGACAGUUACAUGGUCCAAAACAAGUUGCUUGCUAUCAAAAACGCGGAGUUGACGCAGAGGAUUGCUGAUUUGGAGUCUAAAAUUGCUCAACUUGUCACAGAGAAUGUAGCGCUUCAGAAUAGCAGCGAAAGCGAAUCAAAGUUUAGAAUACAGAAUACCUUGGAGAUCGUAGAGUCCGUGAUGGCUGAUCGGUUUACAGGGAUUUUACAAGAGAUUGAGAGCAUCCGAAGGCAAGAGAAGUUACCACUGUCCACUCUACUCAGUACAUUGCAGACGGCGUUGGCAUCUUGUGGUCCUAUGAGUUCUACGCCUCGCGCUGAUGGAGAAGACAACCACUUGGGGAUCCAGGCAUGGGGAAAUUAUCCGCUAGAUGACGACAACGACCAAGGUAGUGAGAAUAGUAAGGAGCGGUCGGUUUCGGUGGCCAGCCUGGCGGAUUUGGCUAUGUUGGAGGAUCUGGGGAAGAGUUCACUGCCUGAAACAACCCAGAAUUUGGUAGGAAAGCUGCUUUUACCCGAGUUGAGCACCAAAGUCUCCGUAUAUUUUGAUAAGAAUGGGGUGGCUGGCCAAUCGACGCCGUUGUUGCCAAUCGAGGAAAACGAUACACCGAGAAAGAGAACGAGGUCUGUUACUAAAACAGAAACUGAUAAGCAGGUUGAUGCAAAUGGGUUUCAGGAUAUCAAGAGAGAAUCAAGACCACGUAAGAGAAAGCCACUCUCAAAUGUCACGAACAGAAGGAGAUCGGUUCUACGUCGAAAAGCAAAGGAAGUUGAGGAGGUGGAUUCAAAUAUUUUUGAUUUUGUUGACCAGCAUGAAUUGGAGAAUCAGGCCAAAAGCCACUAG